AAAGAACCGGUUUUAAGGUUUGAUUCAUUGUAUUCUGAAAAUGUUGCAGUACCAUUGCACCUAUUCUCUGUGGAUCACAUCUAAUAUUUUUAUUUUUUAUUUUUUUUCCAGAUUUCAAUUUUCAAUAUAUAUAUAUACAUAACCAAGACAAUAUUUGUAAUUUACAUGACAUAAACAUACAUUCCCCAAUUACAGAAAUUCAUUUAAAGCUUCUUACUUUUUUUGCAUUUUUUCUCCUUAGGGGGUUUUGUAUAUCAAUGCUCUUCAUCCUUUUCUCUCUUAUAUACCUCUCUGUGUUCUCACUGUUUUCUAUUCUUCUUCAGUUUUUAUCUUGUGAUUUUCUGCUUCUGGUUGGAUUCUCUUUCUUGUUCUGCUCAUGCCUGCCCUUGUCAAUCAUGGUGGUGAUGAUGAACUGUAUCCUGGGGGUUCGGUGGAUUUGGGGGGUAGGUUGCGUACUGCUAGUUCCAAUGUUGAUGUGUACUCCUCUCCUACGAAGCGAGCUCGAAUCAGUGUCCCGUUUAGUUUUGGAGAUCUUGAGGCUGAGAGUGAGGUGGAUGUGGAUCAUAAGUCUAGUGUUGAGAUCCUUCCUGACGAAUGUCUGUUUGAGAUAUUCAGGCGGCUUUCGAGUGGCAAAGAGAGAAGCUCGUGUGCUUGUGUAUCGAGAAAGUGGCUUAUGCUUGUGAGUGGUAUAUGCAAAGAUGAGAUUGAAACUGUUGUGAAAACGAUUUCUUCAGAUGAGAGUCAUGAAGAUGUUGAAGGUGAUGAUGGUGAUGGUGAUGGGUACCUUACGAGGCGUUUGGAAGGGAAGAAAGCGACUGAUGUAAGACUUGCUGCUAUUGCUGUUGGGACUAGUUGGCGCGGUGGGCUUGGGAAGCUGUCGAUUAGAGGAAACAACUCUGUUCGAGGUGUUACAAACCGCGGUCUCUCGGCCGUUGCUAAUGGUUGUCCUUCUCUCAGAUCACUUUCAUUGUGGAAUGUGUCUUCUGUGGGUGACAAGGGUCUGUGUGAGAUUGGAAAAAGGUGUCAUAUGUUGGAGAAGCUUGACUUGUGCCAUUCUCGGUGGAUCACGAACAAGGGUUUGAUUGCGAUAGCUGAAGGUUGCCCUAACUUGACCACGUUAAACAUUGAAUCGUGCUCUAAGAUUGGAAACGAGGGUUUGCAAGCUGUUGCAAAGUUGUGUCCUAAUUUACAUUCAAUCUCUAUCAAGGAUUGUCCUCUUGUUGGUGAUCAUGGAGUGUCUAGUUUGUUAUCAUCGGCUUCUGAGUUGUCAAGGGUAAAGCUUCAGAUUUUGAAUAUUACCGAUUUUUCUCUGGCUGUUAUUGGCCAUUAUGGGAAGUCGAUAACGAAUCUGGUUCUUAGUGGACUUCGAAAUGUAAACGAAAGAGGGUUUUGGGUCAUGGGUGUUGCUCAGGGUCUACAGAAACUGGUUUCACUUACUAUAACUUCAUGCCAUGGGGUAACUGAUGCGAGCAUCGAAGCCAUCGGUAAGGGUUGCCCAAAUCUGAAGCAUAUGUGCCUUCGCAGGUGUUGCUUUGUAUCCGACAGUGGAUUGGUUGCAUUUGCCAAAUCCGCCGGAUCUCUUGAGAACUUGCAUUUGGAAGAGUGUAACAGGUUCACUCAAUCUGGGAUUAUCGGCGCCAUUUCGAGCAUCAAAGCAAAGUUGAAAUCACUCACACUUGUGAAGUGUAUGGGAAUUAAAGACAUUGAGGUGGAAGUAUCUAUGCUUUCACCUUGCGAGUCUCUUCGAUCUGUAACCAUUAAAAACUGUCAUGGUAUCGGAAGUGCUAGUCUGGCUAUGAUCGGGAAGUUGUGUCCCCAACUUCAGUAUGUUGAUCUGACCGGACUUUACGGCAUAACAGACGCAGGCCUUCUCCCACUUUUGGAGAAUUGUGAGGCUGGACUCGUCAAGGUGAACCUUACGGGUUGCUGGAACUUGACAGAUAACAUAGUUUCGGCCAUGACCAGACUACACGGCGGAACUCUCGAAGUACUAAAUCUCGAUGGAUGCUGGAAUAUUACUGAUGCAAGCUUGGUUGCAAUUGCAGACAACUGCCUACUGCUCAACGAUCUAGAUGUGUCGAGGUGUGCAAUCACCGAUGCCGGUCUAUCUGUUCUCUCCGAUGCCAUUCAGCUUAGUUUGCAAGUUCUCUCUAUGUCUGGCUGUUCUGAAAUAUCAAACAACUGUAUGCCUUUCCUGAAGAAAUUGGGCCAGAACUUGUUGGGAUUGAAUCUUCAAAACUGCAUUGGAAUUGGCAGUAACACGAUUGAGUUGCUCGUGGAGAGCCUGUGGAGAUGUGAUAUUCUGGCCUAAUCGCGCUAGAACUGCUAUAAAUAAAGAAAGGAUAUACUAGUAUAUCACUUUUAUCGAGUAUCAUAAUGAAGCAACAGGUGGUAAUAUUCGGCGUACUAUUUUUGGCUGACAUGACUAUCGAGGGUGGAUUUGCAAGCGCGGUUUGUGGACUCGGUUGUUUUCGAGGGAGCCUUGGUUUGUUUCUUCACUAGCCCUUUUUCGCAACAUUUUUCAUAGAGAAAUGAUUGUUUGUUACAGUCCCUUUUGGCUAUAGUUCCCUGAGAAUACAGUUACUGAGUCUUGGUUGAUGAUGGUGUCCACUCUAGAUAGCACAUUGCUUAGGUUAUACAUUGUAUUGCUGAAAUGUACUAUUCUGUUUGUCUUAGGUUUAUUUUUAUGUUCUUUGUCGUUUUAGUUUUUGUUAACAAUCAUGCGUGUUAAAACGCCAGACCGCUUUUGUUAUUCUAUGAUUAUGUUAUUAAUAGCAUGUUUGGUUCAUCGUUUA
Lathyrus oleraceus (garden pea) is the source of this 2795-nucleotide messenger RNA. RefSeq names its product EIN3-binding F-box protein 1. The record is from RefSeq and is a predicted model, not a curated record. Gene Ontology annotation, biological process: SCF-dependent proteasomal ubiquitin-dependent protein catabolic process. NCBI's taxonomy places the organism in Eukaryota, Viridiplantae, Streptophyta, Magnoliopsida, Fabales, Fabaceae. Gene Ontology annotation, cellular component: SCF ubiquitin ligase complex. The transcript is spliced from 2 exons. Bases 377 to 2311 code for a protein of 644 amino acids. Gene Ontology annotation, molecular function: protein binding.